AUGUUGGAAGGAGAAAUAUUUACAGAUUGUGUUAUUAAGAUUGGUGAAGAUUCUAUAAAAACACAUCGUUGUAUUUUGGGAAGUAAUAGUAAAGUAUUUCAAAAAAUGUUCGAGCACAAUGGAAUGGUUGAAGCGCAAAAUGGUGAGGUUAUAAUUUCUGAUUUUGGCCCAGAAUGUGUUAAUGCAAUGUUAGAGUUCUUUUAUUAUGGCAAAAUAAAAAAAAGUUUUUCAUUCGAAAAUAUUCUUUACUUUUAA
Meloidogyne enterolobii is the source of this 255-nucleotide messenger RNA. The record is from the annotation of a GenBank genome assembly. Lineage: Eukaryota; Metazoa; Nematoda; Chromadorea; Rhabditida; Meloidogynidae.